AUCCACUCAUAUGUGGGAAUCGAAACUUUAGAAGGUCUGAACCGGCAGAGUCCGCAGACCAGAGGUGGACCGGCUCAGAGGGGGAGUCCAGUCAGAUCCAGACCACUUUGGACCACAUCACACAGUCUGAUCCGGGAUGGCCAAGACCAACUACGUGGGGAAACUGAGCGAGUUGACGGUGGAACGGCACUGGAAACCUCCGGUGUACGAGGAGCCGGAGUCCACCGGACCAGACAACUGCAAAAGGUUCACGGUGAAGGUCCAUGUAGCUGAUCAGCUGUUUACUGGUGAGGGGACGUCGAAGAAAGAAGCCAAACAUGACGCAGCUAAAAAGGCCCUGGAACAUCUGCGACCAGAGCUAGCACAAGCUUCAGCCAGAUCUACAGCAGAUGAGAACAUUAAUCAUCCUUCAGCUCAACAAAAAGAUGAGCUAGCUUCAUCAGACUUGUGUGAUAAGACCAGAGAGUUGAGCGUGAGCUCCGACAACCAGAGCAGCACGCAGAAAAAGACAGAUUUUAUAUCACUCCUCAUGACCAAGUGCCAGCGAACUGGACACAUUUGUCAGUUCAUUGAAGUGGAGAGAAAAGGUCCAUCUCAUGACCCUGAAUUUUUCUGCAAAGCAGUGAUCGACAGUAAAGAGUAUCCUGUGGGAAAGGGAAAGAGCAAAAAGGAAGCCAGGAAAAACGCUGCUGAGUUGGCCUGGUCUGUACUGGGGGGUCACUCAGACUGGGACAGUAAGGGGUCGGUCGGGUCUACAGUGUCUGACAGUGGUUCAUCAACCGGGUUUUCAUCAGAUGCACAAGACUCUCAGCCAUCAUCUUCACGAAGAAGCACAAGUUACUCGAUAAUAUUCACAGAUUCAUCAACGUCCUCCAAAGCUCAGGAUGCUGCUCAGGUCCAGAAUGUGGGAAACAAUUCGACUCAGUCAAGUUUUACUUCAGACUUUGAUUCUAUAAAGCGCCUCGGCAGCGGAGGAUUUGGAUCUGUUUAUAAAGCAAGAGACAAAAAGCUGGAGAGAUAUUACGCUGUGAAGAUCAUCGACUGGGAAGAACACUCCCUGCGAGAGGUGAAGGCAUUAUCAGACUUGUCCCAUCCUAAUAUCGUCAGAUACUACUCGUACUGGGAGGAGACAACAGGAUACAAACAGCGUGUCCACGACCCAGAGGAGAAGUUCCUCUACAUCCAGAUGGAGUUAUGUGACAGCACACUCAGACAGUGGAUCAAUGGAUGGAGCGACGCUCUGGACGAUUCAAAGAGAAGAGAAGAAGGUCUGAAAAUCGCUCAGCAGAUACUGAGUGGAGUCGAGUACAUUCACUCCAUGAAAUGCAUCCACAGGGACCUGAAGCCUGACAACAUCUUGUUUCGUGAAAGAGUCGUGAAGAUCGGAGACUUUGGUCUGGUCACCAGAGAUGACGACGAUGCAGGAAUGGAACGGACCAGGCGCACAGGAACCCCGUCAUACAUGGCUCCUGAACAGGAAAAGGAAAGGACUUACAACCGAAAAGUGGACAUAUUCGCCCUGGGACUGAUAUUCUUUGAAAUCCUCUGGAAAAUGACUGGACAUGAGAGAAGUGGCAUCUGGAAUGACGUCAGACGACAGAGGUUUCCCGAAGAAUUCACACGUUCUUUCUGUAAAGAGAGUGACAUUAUCAAGUCGAUGCUGCAGAACAACCCAGAAGACCGACCUGAAGCCGGUUCUCUUAAAGCAGAUCUGGACCGGUGGAUUCAGGUUUUCGGACACGAUCAAAUGCUGCAGGAAAACAAAACAAUUUGAUGCGAUCAGAAAACUGUGUCCUCUGAUGUCACUGAUUUAAUGAUGUGGGUCGUCAGGUGGUUUUUAAGGUUGAAGGGUAAUUAUUUUAGACUAAUCUGUGUCUGUUUGGGUAAUAAUGGUAAAUAAAUGGUAAUUAUUAGGGAUGCACCGAUACCACUUUUUUCCAAACCGAGUACAAGUACGAGUACGAGUACUUACAUUUGAGUACUUGCUGAUACCGAGUACUGAUACGAGUACUUAAUAAUCCCAUUCCA
Messenger RNA from Sphaeramia orbicularis (orbiculate cardinalfish), 2028 nucleotides. RefSeq names its product interferon-induced, double-stranded RNA-activated protein kinase-like. Bases 137 to 1774 code for a protein of 545 amino acids. The record is from RefSeq and is a predicted model, not a curated record. Gene Ontology annotation, cellular component: nucleus; cytoplasm. Gene Ontology annotation, molecular function: eukaryotic translation initiation factor 2alpha kinase activity; double-stranded RNA binding; ATP binding. Gene Ontology annotation, biological process: eiF2alpha phosphorylation in response to endoplasmic reticulum stress. The transcript is spliced from 15 exons. Lineage: Eukaryota; Metazoa; Chordata; Actinopteri; Kurtiformes; Apogonidae.